Python bivittatus (Burmese python) is the source of this 1316-nucleotide messenger RNA. The record is from RefSeq and is a predicted model, not a curated record. Lineage: Eukaryota; Metazoa; Chordata; Lepidosauria; Squamata; Pythonidae.
AUUUUGCUAAUUCCACCGCUUCUCCCAGAGUUACUGAGGCACUGUGCUGAUGAGGAGGGCUUCGAUGCUGUCACUCUGGAUGAGGCAGGCACCAUGCUCUUCUUUAAAGGGCCUUCAGUCUGGAAGGGGUUCUUGGGCGAUGCCGAGGCCAUCGAGACUUCCUGGCCCGAGUUCCGAGGACCUGUUGACGCCGCCCUUCGGAUCCACUACCAUGACCACCCAGGCCGCCUUCAUGACCACGUUUUGCUCUUCAAGGGCGAUCGAGUCUGGGCGUACGGCAACGGCAGGCUGCAGCUCGGCUACCCCAAGGCGAUCAAGGAAGACUUCCCCGGCGUCCCGGCCGACCUGGACGCGGCAGUGGAGUGCCACCCAAAGGAAUGCCCAUCUGAGAUGGUCCUCUUCUUCAAGGGCCCGAUGGUUUUCGCCCACGACCUGCGGACGAAGGCGCUGACGCACCGCGUGUGGCCGGCCGUCUCCUGGUGCUCGGCGGCCGUGCGCUGGCUGGAGCGCUACUACUGCUUCCAAGGCAUCCGCUUCCUGCGCUUCGAUCCGCUGCGGGGCGACGUGGGGGCCCACUACCCGCGGGACGCCCGAGACUACUUCAUGCGCUGCCCUGGGAGAGGCCACGGGAAGGAGACGUGGAAGAACGCCACGCUCUGGGCCAUCACCGAUGCCUGCAGCGGGCGCCCUUUCCAGGCGUUCUCCUCCGACGACUCUGGGCGGACAUAUGCCUUUCGCGGCGGUCAGUACUUCCGUGUCGACUCCGCGCGGGACGGCCUGCACGCCUGGCUUCUGAACCACACCUGGCCGGAGCUGCAGGGGCAGGUGGAUGCGGCAUUCAGCUGGGCGGACAAGCUCUACCUAAUCCAGGGCUCCCAGGUCACGAUCUAUAGGUCCGCCCAUGGCUACAGCCGCCUGGAGGGCUAUCCCCGGCCCCUGUUGGAGGAGCUGGGUGUGUCCCGAGCAGACGCUGCCUUCACUUGCCCUCACUCCUGGAAGCUGUACAUCAUCCAAGGAAACCACCUCCAGCAGAUUGACCUGCAGCAGAGUCCCCGCCACCCAGGACCAACCCGGCUCCUUCCUCAUCCUCACGUGGACGGCGCCAUAUGUACCUCUGAGGGGGUGUUUCUGUUCAUCGGAGCGGAGUUCCACCAGUACAGGGACGUGGCCCAGCUCAGCGCUGCCACCGUCCCCCCACCAGCCCAGAGCACCACGGCUAUCUUCUUCCGCUGCUCUCCGCCCGGGGCUCCCCAGCGGCCUCCUCCCCAAGGAGGGCAUCUCCCCCAAGACAACCCACAAUAAACCUCUGGCCUCUG